Mesocestoides corti is the source of this 624-nucleotide messenger RNA. NCBI's taxonomy places the organism in Eukaryota, Metazoa, Platyhelminthes, Cestoda, Cyclophyllidea, Mesocestoididae. The record is from the annotation of a GenBank genome assembly.
AUGGUGGGGUUUUGGAUCAGUAGCAUUCCACCGGACGCCUCAACAGAUGAACAGACAUCGCCUACGGAAAUUGAGUCCAUCCUUAAAGAACUCUUCAUCUCCGACGACACGCCUUCCCAGAGCGACACAAUUAUCCCCAGCACUAGUGGUGGUCGUGGUGGUGGAGAUGGCGGUGAGAUCUCUGAAGGUAGAGCGGAACGCGACCAUAACGUGCAGCAGCAGCAGGUGCUUCAGACGCAGGGAGGUUGCGCUAGCGGUGGUGGCGGUGAUGGCGAUGCGGAUGUGGCAGACCAAGGCAACACGACGACUGCCCUAAGUGGAAGCCGUCUUUCGCCUCAGCCUACACCUGGCGCCGGCAACCACCAAUCGCCUGCUUCGCCGCUUUCCUCCUCUUCCUCCUCUUCAAUGGAAGGACCUCGCAAUCGGGUCUUCGAUGACCUUGAGACGCUGUUAGUUGUCCAGAUGUUUAAGGACCUUCUUGUGAAAGGCAAGUGCCCUAGCAUGCGUGAGGUUCGUCGAAGGACGACCAACUCAGUGCUGCUAGACGGCCGCACAGUGAAAAGCAUAUGGAAGGAGGUGAAGCGACUGCUUUUAAGCGGGCGUUGGAUCAAAUAUGCUUACUAG